CCUCCUCCUUUCCUAGCCGAGGAAACGUUUGCUGUGAUUUUUUUUUUUUUUACAUUAAAAAACCCAACAACCUGAAAGUUACUUUUUUUCCCCACACAAGAAAAUCGGGGGUGGAACACAUUUCUGUCUUCUGCUUCUAUUCUGCUUGUGUGUGUGUGUGUGAGAAAGAGAGAGAGAGAGAAAGAAGUUGCUGCCAAGUUCCUGCAGCGGUAAAAAUCUGGAUUUUUCCAUUCAUUUAUGAAUCGCUUCCCAUGAAACAUCCGGAAUAAAAAAACCAAUAAAACAAUUUCUCCAUGAUCUCCUAUACGAGUAGCUACCGCCACUCUAACGAGGAAAAAGCUAAAGCCUCAAAGCAACCAGGAAAUCCGGUCUGCAGGCAAAUAGGCUAUAGCCCAACGUUUAGUCUUUGCGUGCAAAGCCUCGGCUAUAACGCUUUCUGUCCUCCGAUUUUUUGACUGCGUGUCUGGAGCGGUUCAGUCCGUAUUGGGGCUGUCAUGGAAGGGAGCGAGGCGGCCUCGAGCUGCCAGUCUGGAGAAAGCAGCUCGCUGGACAUACCAUGUGUCAUCACUGCAGACAGCUUUCUGCUGAAUGCCAGAACUCAGAGAAGUGAUGAGAUGCUCAGUCCUAUGGACACAUUUGUUUCACCAGCAUCCACAGCAGCUGACACAGACCCAGAUAACACAGCAUUUUCAGGGCACAGCGUUGGAGCCAAUGUAUCUUUGUGGCCUGGGCACUAUGAGAGGGCAGAUCCAAGUAACUGUAUGUGCAGUGAGCUGUUCCAGCCUAGUGAAUGUCCGUUAUCCUGGACAUGUGAACAAAAGGAUAAAGGAGAAGUUUCCAUUAGAAAAUCUCUGGAUAAGUUUUAUGGGGCUUGCUGCCAGAAGAAGUCAUCUGGAGGGAGUCCAGCAUAUGAAGUGGCUUCCCAAUGCCUGUCUGUCAAAAUUGCAGAUCUGGCAGACAAAGAAGGAAUGAAAUAUGCCCAGAAGAGUCUCCAAAUAGCCCAAAUGGUUCUUAAUCAAGAUGAGAAUCAGGUGUUUCCUCAGCACUCCAGCAGCACCUGCUUUUCCAUUCCCACAAAAGCUAGUGUGACUUUGGAGGAAGGAAAGCAAAUGCCUGGGCUCUCAGACGAUGUCCUUCGAUUUAUUUUGAAACAAAAUGUGACAAAAUGACAGAUUUGAUUCAUUUAUUUUGCCUGGAAUGGUUAAUAUGUCUUAAGCAUGUGUGCGAUUCCUCCCCCCUUUCCCUCCCCCAUUUUUCUCUCCAUAAGAAGUGAGAAAAUGUUUAUUGGGCACAGAAGAAAUUGUUACAACGCUGAUACCAGGCUAAGAGUAUGAGAAGUGAUUCUGUUUAAUAACAUUUGUAGCUAACAAAGAACAUAAUUGGAACCCUCCUUUAAUUCAUGCCUUUCUUUGGAGGGAUGCGUUGGGAUCAUUUGUGAUUCCUUAUUGUAUUAUAAACCCAUAGAAAUUUUAAUUUUGACCUGAUUAUUAUGUUAGUUUGUGUGAUGUGACACUUACAAAUGUAUGAACCCUAAUUUUUAAAAUGAAACAAUAUGCUCCCCCCCCCCAAAAUACUUGUAUAACGUCCAUUUGUUCUUGUUACAUUUUUUUCUAAUUUUCAAGCUGAUAUGUGUAAUUCCUUUUCUGUAAUACAUGAAUGACAAAACUUCUAAUAAAAAUAUUCCUUUUUUUAAACAAGGCUAUAAUAAAGGCAUGAACAGACUCAGUUAUAUUUCACAGCACCAAAUGGUUCCUUUUAUUUACUAUUGUUUGCCAGCACUGACUGAAG
Rhineura floridana is the source of this 1788-nucleotide messenger RNA. RefSeq names its product shieldin complex subunit 1 (gene SHLD1). The record is from RefSeq and is a predicted model, not a curated record. The coding region runs from base 495 to 1169 and encodes 224 amino acids. The transcript has 3 exons. Lineage: Eukaryota; Metazoa; Chordata; Lepidosauria; Squamata; Rhineuridae. Gene Ontology annotation, biological process: regulation of double-strand break repair via nonhomologous end joining.